CACUGGAUGGUCUCAUGGCUUUGCAUUUUCCUUCCUUCCAUCUCCAAAAUUUCCCUCAGUUCCUCUCUUCCCAAACAAAAAGUCGCCCAUUUUCCUUCCGUUUUUCUCUUCCCAAACACCAGAAGCCAAGAGCCCUGCGAGAAUGGCGGGAGUACGAAGAUGCCGUGAAGGAGAAAGACCUCGCUCGAGCCCUUCGGUUCUUGAAAUCCGUGGAGACCAAUCCAAUCGAGCCAUUCAACGAUUCUUCUUCUUCGGAGCUGGGGUUGGUUCAAUCGGAGAGGGAUUGGGAGGUUCUGGACGCCUGUUUGAAUGCAGAUGAUAUGAAGCUUGUUGGGAGCGCCUAUUCGUUCCUCAAGAACAGAGGCUUCUUGCCCAAUUUCGGAAAAUGCAGAAAUAUUGUUUUGGAGGGAUCAAAAGAUGUUACGCCAACUGUGUUGAAGACUUCAACUGGUUUAGAAGUGUCUAAACUUUCACCAAAAAAAUGGGGUCUUUCGGGAGGCUCAAGUGCUGCUUUAGCAGCUUUUCUUGGUGGGGUAUCUCUUCUUCUUUCUCGAGGGAUCGAUAUCAGACCUAACCUUGCAGCCAUACUUGGUCUUGCUAUCAUAGAUGCUGUCUUCCUCGGUGGUUCCUGUUUAGCUCAAAUCUCAAGUUAUUGGCCUCCAUAUAGGCGUCGGAUCCUAGUUCAUGAAGCAGGCCAUCUGCUGACUGCUUACCUUAUGGGUUGCCCAAUUCGUGGGGUGAUUUUAGACCCAAUAGUUGCAAUGCAAAUGGGCAUUCAAGGCCAGGCAGGGACUCAAUUUUGGGAUGAGAAACUGGAAAAAGAGUUAGCUGAAGGCCGCCUAAGUGGUACUACCUUUGACCGAUACUGUAUGGUCCUUUUUGCUGGAAUUGCAGCUGAAGCUCUUGUUUAUGGUGAGGCCGAGGGUGGAGAAAAUGAUGAGAACUUAUUCAGGAGCAUUUGCGUUCUUCUGCAACCUCCAUUAACUAUUGGACAGAUGUCAAAUCAGGCAAGAUGGUCAGUUCUGCAGUCCUACAACCUGCUCAAAUGGCACAAACAUGCCCACCGAGCUGCUGUCAAAGCUCUAGAGAGCGGUGGCAGUCUGAGUGUUGUCAUCAGGAGGAUCGAGGAAGCCAUGUCUUCCAGUAGGUGAUCAGAAAGCCCUACAAUAUACUGAUGUUUUCUCCAAUAUCACAUACAAGCUUUUACAGGACAGAAUUAAGUUAUACGGGCUCUGAGUCCAGAUUCCAUAUAGCCCUCCCCGUUUCCGAGUUCGGUCACUCGGCCUCCGGGUUGACCCCGUUUAGUUGACAGUUGAUAUCAAUAUUCUGUCCAUUGGAUGAAGUUCCCCACCGGAGGCAGAUCAUAAUGAUGAACUACUUGUCUUAACAAGGUACUGACCAUAUUGCAACUUAGCAUUCUUAGGGAGGAGCUUCAUCAUGUUACAUAACUGCUUACUGAAUUUGGUACAAGGAAAAUAUGCCCAAAUUCUGUGCUGUGUCAGAUGAGUAUUGCUUGCUCAUGACAUGUUAAAUUGCCUGUUUUUCAGUUUCUUUUCCUGUUUUUCUUUGAUCUGCUUGUUAUAAUUAUCAGAUGUUCAUUACUACUGUUUGUUAUCAAAUUAAAUAACGGCUCCAAACAGAGUUGGAGUAAGAACCAAACAUGUUCAGUAGA
This is a messenger RNA of Vitis riparia (riverbank grape), 1672 nucleotides long. RefSeq lists its product as uncharacterized. Gene Ontology annotation, biological process: proteolysis. The record is from RefSeq and is a predicted model, not a curated record. The coding region runs from base 15 to 1151 and encodes 378 amino acids. The transcript is spliced from 8 exons. Gene Ontology annotation, molecular function: ATP binding; ATP-dependent peptidase activity; metalloendopeptidase activity. Lineage: Eukaryota; Viridiplantae; Streptophyta; Magnoliopsida; Vitales; Vitaceae.